GAAUGCAUACAAGGAGAAUAGGCUUCACUAGGAGCCACCUUUUGUUCGUCACCAAGAAGUUGAAGGCUGAUGGAGGCCCACGCAAUGAGAGAGAGAUGAAGAAAAAGAUCAAGGAGGUCAAGCUCGAAAUCGAUAAGAUGAAGGAAAAGAUGGAUGAGAUGGGGGAGAUGAAGAACGAGAAUAUUGAAGAGCUUGGGUAUAGCAGGGCGCAGAGAAUUCGGGAAUCAAACCAUGGUGACUCCCUCAGGGUUGAGGAAUCAGACGUCAUUGGCUUCAAAGAGCAUAAAAGAAAGCUAGUCACCAAACUAACUUACACCUCCUAUCAACGCCUGGACGUCAUCUCAAUUGUAGGCACAGUUGGCUCUGGCAAGACUACCCUUGCAACGGAAAUAUACAACAGUAGUGAGAUCAAAGGUUAUUUUGACUCCCGCGCGUGGGUUUCUGCCUCUGAGAACCUUACAGAUGUCUUGCAGAGCAUUCUGGAGCAGACUGACAAUUCAACGGUUGAUAAGGAAUCUAACCCAGAAGAAUUGGUAAAGAAGCUCCGUGAGAAUUUGCAGAAUAAACGGUACCUGGUGGCGUUAGACGAUGUGCGGAGACUCGAUGUUUUGAAGGACCUGCGUGACGCCUUGCCAAAAGAAACUAAUUGUAGCAGGGUGCUGUUGACUACUAGCAACGAAGAAGUUGCUAGGAUUGCAGAUUCACCGCCAUAUCAGCUCAAGCCGCUUAAAGGUGAAGACGCAUGGAAUUUGUUCCUGAAAAAGGUACGCUUACCAGAUAAUGUUCAGUUCUCUGAUUCGGAAAAAUUCAAGCUCAAAAGAAAAAUUUUAAGAAGAUGCAAGGGCUUACCUCUGGCAAUUGCGGUGCUUGGAGGUUUUCUGUCGACCAAAAGUGCGAGCUAUGAAGAAUGGUUGAAAGUUCUUGAGCACCCAAGUUGGCAUCUUGAGGGAAAUAAAGUCCAGUUCUCACAAGUCUUGGCCUUAAGUUACAACGAUCUACCCUUUCACUUGAGGCCUUGCCUGCUUUAUUUUGGGCUUUUUCCAAAAGGAUACGAAAUUCCAGUGAGAAGAUUACAGCGUCUAUGGCUUGCAGAAGGGUUUGUAAAGCAGUCACCUGCAAUGACUCCAGAGGAUAUGGUGGAAAGAUAUAUGGAAGAACUUUUAAACCGACAGAUGAUUCAAAUAACGAAACGGAGAAAAGAUGGGAGAGCCAAAAGAUGCUGUAUGCGUGGCGAGCUUCAUGAUAUCAUCUUGUCAAAAGUAAAAGAUAUCGGCCUUUUCCACAUCCACGAAAACACGUCGGAUCGUGAAACAGAUGCAUCUUCUCCUAAGCUCGCUGUUCGCCGGUUUGCUGAGCAUGUUGACAUCAAAGAGUAUCCCUGUAAAGAAUCAUUAAACAUUCAACAUCUGCGCUCUUACUUGUCCUUCAACAUUCAAAAAAGAGAUACGCCUGCAAAGGGAGUUGGCAGCUUUCUCCAUCAAGUCAUUCGUCAUAGGGGCUUUGGAUUGCUGAGGGUGCUUGAUCUAGAGGGUGUGUACAAACCCAAAUUGCCCGAGAAUCUUGGGAAACUAUAUCACUUAAGGUACUUGGGUCUAAGAUGGACCUUCUUGGAUACUCUUCCCCACUCUGUCGGUAAGCUGCCCUACCUCGAGACCUUGGAUGUGAAGCACACCUAUAUGAGCUCUCUACCCAAAUCUAUUUGGAAGAUGAAACACCUCCGGCAUCUGUACCUGAAUGAAAUACGCCUUGAUAUGUCUGUGCAAAAGCAUCACCAUUCUCUUACUCAACUCCAAACGUUAUGGGGAUUAUUUGUGGACAAGACAAGUCCAGUGAAGAGUGGUUUGAAUGGGAUAAUCAAUCUUAGAAAAUUGGGUCUCACAUAUCAUUUGGACUCUGCUCAAGAACUAAAUGAGUGGAUUGCAAGACUGGCAAGUCUUCAAUCUCUGAGAUUAAGAUCCAAGGAUAGAAAUGGUCAACCUUCAAAGCUCGAAUUAAAGUUUCUAUCAAGCCUUGAGAAUCUCACCGACCUGUAUUUGCUUGGAAACUUACAGAAGCUGCCUGAGAGGUAUGAAUUCCCUCCGAGACUAACAGUUCUUACUUUGUCGGUCUCAAAGCUGGAAAAAGAUCCCAUGCCAAUCCUAGCGCAGCUACCAAGUCUUUCUGUCCUGAGGCUAUUGGCCAAUUCCUCCAUUGACAAGGAAAUGCAGUGCCCUAGUGAAGGCUUCAUUGCACUUCGCAUACUGAAGCUCUGGAUGCUAGAGAAAUUGGAAAAAUGGACGGUGGAGGAAGGAACAAUGCAGAACCUCCGAGAUUUAGAAAUCCGAUCUUGUCACAAGCUAAAGGAGCUUCCAGACGAGUUGCUAAAUCUAAGCAACAUUCAAGAAAUAAUUUUAACGGACAUGCCGGAGAGAUUUGCAGACAAUGUUCAAAAUCAAGCCGACGAACGCAAGAAAAAAAUAAUCACCACCAGAAAGUCUCCGGUGUGAAGCAGUUUUUCAGGCACUGGCAGCACUGCAGAUUUGGCCUCCCAUCUACUUGUUUUUAGGAGAUAGUGUGGCUUGUACUAAAAGCUUGGAAGACAACUUGAGUCAAGGAGCUGCCACCCGAUGAAACACCCUUUGCCAAUUGUUGUUUUAUGUCGUUGCUAUUGAUGUUUGCUGUGUUUAUGUUCGUACACUUGUUCUUGUCGCUGCUGCUGUGUCUUCGUGGUUGUUAAGAGAGCGCUGCUCUAUAUCAUGUUAGAAACAUUCGGUGAUCGUUCGAUUUG
Corylus avellana is the source of this 2767-nucleotide messenger RNA. Its product is annotated as putative disease resistance RPP13-like protein 3. Gene Ontology annotation, biological process: defense response to other organism. The record is from RefSeq and is a predicted model, not a curated record. Lineage: Eukaryota; Viridiplantae; Streptophyta; Magnoliopsida; Fagales; Betulaceae. Gene Ontology annotation, molecular function: ADP binding.